Molecule: messenger RNA, 4847 nt
Organism: Sciurus carolinensis (gray squirrel)
Lineage: Eukaryota; Metazoa; Chordata; Mammalia; Rodentia; Sciuridae
Gene: Sall2
Product: spalt like transcription factor 2
Exons: 2
Coding region: 197-3217 (1006 amino acids)
Biological process (GO): regulation of transcription by RNA polymerase II
Cellular component (GO): nucleus
Molecular function (GO): DNA-binding transcription factor activity, RNA polymerase II-specific; RNA polymerase II cis-regulatory region sequence-specific DNA binding
Source: RefSeq, a predicted model, not a curated record
AAGAGAGAGAGAGUCGGGAACCGGGAAUCAGAGAGAGUCAGUCUGUCUCUGGGAAGGGGGAACAUCUCUGCUUCACACUGAUUUGCACUGGGGGAGAGGCAUCCGUUGGCUUCAGACCCGGGGAGGAGAUCGGACCAGGUCACCCCGGUUGAGACUAAGUGCGUUGCCCCUCCCUCUCCCACCUCUCUACCCGGGAAUGUCUCGGCGAAAGCAGCGGAAACCCCAACAGUUAAUCUCGGACUGCGAAGGUCCCAGUGCGUCUGAGAACGGUGAUGCUAGCGAGGAGGACCACCCCCAAGUCUGUGCCAAAUGCUGCGCACAAUUCACAGACCCAGCUGAAUUCCUCACCCACCAGAAUGCAUGUUCUACUGAACCUCCUGUAAUGGUGAUAAUUGGGGGCCAAGAGAACCCCAACAACUCUAAUGCCUCCUCUGAACCCCGGCCUGAAGGUCACAGCAGUCCCCAAGUCAUGGACACAGAGAACAGCAACCCUCCAGAAUCCGGGUCCUCUGGACCAAAUGAUCCCACCUGGGGCCCAGAGCGGAGAGGAGAGGAGUCUUCAGGGCAUUUCCUGGUCGCUGCCACAGGUACAGCGGCUGGGGGAGGUGGGGGCCUGAUCUUGGCCAGUCCCAAGCUGGGAGCAACCCCAUUACCUCCAGAGUCCACUCCUGCACCACCCCCUCCACCUCCUCCCCCUCCACCCCCAGGUGUAGGCAGCGGCCACUUGAACAUUCCUCUGAUCUUGGAAGAACUGCGUGUGCUGCAGCAGAGGCAAAUCCAUCAGAUGCAGAUGACUGAGCAAAUCUGCCGGCAGGUGCUGCUGCUUGGCUCCUUAGGCCAGUCAGUAGGUGCCCCUGCCAGUCCCUCAGAGCUACCUGGGACAGGGACUGCCUCUUCCACCAAACCCCUACUACCCCUCUUCAGCCCCAUCAAGCCUGUUCAAACUGGCAAGACACUGGCACCUUCCUCCUCUUCCUCCUCCUCCUCAGGGGCAGAAACACCCAAGCAGGCUUUCUUCCACCUUUACCACCCACUGGGGGCACAACAUCCCUUCUCUGCUGGAGGGGUUGGGCGAAACCACAAGCCUACCCCUGCCCCCUCCCCUGCCCUUCCAGGCAGCACAGAUCAGCUGAUUGCCUCACCUCAUCUGGCAUUCCCAGGCACCACAGGACUACUGGCAGCACAGUGUCUUGGGGCAGCCCGGGGCCUUGAGGCCACUGCCUCCCCAGGGCUCUUGAAGCCAAAGAAUGGAAGUGGUGAGCUGAGCUAUGGGGAAGUGAUGGGUCCCUUGGAGAAACCAGGCGGAAGACACAAAUGCCGCUUCUGCGCCAAAGUAUUUGGCAGUGACAGUGCCCUGCAGAUCCACCUCCGCUCCCACACUGGUGAGAGGCCCUAUAAGUGCAAUGUCUGUGGCAACCGAUUUACCACCCGUGGGAACCUUAAGGUGCAUUUCCACCGGCAUCGUGAGAAGUAUCCACAUGUGCAGAUGAACCCACAUCCAGUGCCAGAGCACCUCGAUUAUGUCAUCACCAGCAGCGGCCUGCCCUAUGGUAUGUCUGUACCACCAGAGAAGGCUGAGGAGGAGGCAGCCGCACCAGGUGGAGGUAUGGAACGCAAGCCUCUGGUGGCCUCCACCACAGCACUCAGUGCCACAGAGAGCCUCACACUGCUCUCCACCGGGGCAGGGACAGCCACAGCUCCCGGGCUCCCUGCUUUCAAUAAGUUUGUGCUCAUGAAGGCAGUGGAACCCAAGAGUAAAGUUGAUGAAAACACUCCCCCAGGGAGUGAGGGCUCAGCCAUCAGUGGAGUGUCAGAAAGUGGCACAGCAACCCGCAUGCAGCUAAGUAAGCUGGUAACUUCACUACCAAGCUGGGCACUACUUACCAACCAUUUCAAAUCCACUGGCAGCUUCCCCUUCCCCUAUGUGCUAGAGCCCCUGGGGGCCUCACCCUCUGAGACAUCAAAACUGCAGCAGCUGGUAGAAAAGAUUGACCGACAAGGAGCUGUGGCAGUAGCCUCUACUCCAUCAGCAGCCCCUACCACCUCUACCCCUGCGCCUUCAUCCUCAUCCUCUUCUGGACCUAACCAGUGUGUCAUCUGUCUCCGGGUGCUGAGUUGUCCCCGGGCUCUACGCCUGCAUUAUGGCCAACAUGGAGGUGAGCGGCCCUUUAAAUGCAAAGUGUGUGGCAGAGCCUUCUCCACCCGGGGAAAUCUGCGUGCACAUUUCGUGGGCCAUAAGGCCAGUCCGGCUGCCAGGGCCCAGAACUCCUGCCCCAUCUGCCAGAAGAAGUUCACUAAUGCUGUCACUCUGCAGCAGCAUGUUCGAAUGCACCUGGGGGGCCAGAUCCCCAAUGGUGGUGCCACACUCCCAGAGGGUGGAGGAGCUGCCCAGGAAAAUGGCUCUGAGCAAUCUGCAGUCUCUGCGGUGGGAAGCUUCCCCCAGCAGCAGUCCCAGCAGCCAUCACUGGAAGAAGAAAUGUCUGAGGAAGAGGAUGAGGAUGAUGAAGAAGAGGAAGAUGUGACUGAUGAAGAUUCUUUAGCAGGAAGAGGCUCAGAGAGUGGAGGUGAGAAGGCAAUAUCAGUUCGAGGUGACUCAGAAGAGGCAUCUGGGGCAGAGGAGGAGGUGGGGUCAAUGGCAGCAGCAGCCACAGCUGGGAAGGAAAUAGACAGUAAUGAGAAAGCAAAUCAACAGUCUUCUCUGCCUCCACCUCCGCCUCCACCUGAUUGCCUGGAUCAACCCCAGCCCAUGGAGCAGGGCAGCAGUGAUAUUUCAGGAGGCAUGGAAGAGGGGGGUAAACUGGAGAGGAGCUCAAGCCCAGUAACAGCACUCACUUCAGAAAGGGAAGGCACCGGCACCCCCUUGGUGGAGGAGCUGAGCUUGCAAGAAGUCGUGAGAAAGGAGCCAGGAGAGAGCAGUGGCAGAAAGACCUGUGACGUGUGUGGCCAGACCUUUCCAACCCAGGCAGCUCUGGAGGAGCAUCAGAAGACACACCCCAAGGAGGGGCCGCUCUUCACUUGCAUUUUCUGCAGGCAGGGCUUCCUUGAGCGAGCUACCCUCAAGAAGCAUAUGCUGCUGGCUCACCACCAGGUACAGCCCUUUGCCCCCCAUGGCCCUCAGAAUAUUGCUGCUCUUUCCUUGGUCCCUGGCUGUUCACCUUCCAUCACUUCUCCAGGGCUCUCCCCAUUCCCUCGAAAGGAUGACCCCACAAUCCCAUGAGCCUGUUUUCUAUACCUGCUUCCCUUUGACCUAGGGAGCAGAAACUGAGAGCUCCAUAGAAGGACCUCCAAGAUUUAUGAACCCUUAUUUUGUCUUUUUUCUCUGAGUUCCUACAUCAGUGUCUCUAGUGGCUUUUUUUCUAGUCCCUGAGCUUGGAAAUUAUUGUGCUUACCAGGGGAUGGUUCCCUAAAGAAUUUUUCUCCCCUCUUCAUUCUUUUACCUGAGGAAAAUAGGUUAUCUAUGGCUUUCACAUUCUCAAGGGGAGCUCUCCUUUUCCCUCUUCCCUUUUCCUUUGGCAGGUGCACCUAAGCAUAAUGUUUGGAAUUACAGCCCAGCCCAAAGGGGCUCAUAACUGUCUCUGGAGGGCUCAUUGCCACUCCUCACUGGUGACCAGGUUGCUCUGCAGGAUUUCUUGUCCCAGGACCUUCUGCCUAGCUGUUGUGUUGGGGGGGUGUUGGGUUCCAUACCUUCUGCAACCAGUGCAUAGCUUUCCAGUCAUGUGGCCUGCCCACAAAGCCCUGGAGUUCCAGCUCCACACCUCUAUUACCACUUUAGGCCUGGCACCACUAGUGCUGUUUGGUUCAGGAACUGUGGUGGAGAAGGUGGCCCCAACAAUGGAAUCCAGAGAAGCCAAGAAGACAGCCUCCUUUCCUUAGGCAGUGCGUGCCUAAGAAGCCCAUCAGAAAAAAAAGAAGCAACAAACUGCAUGUUCCUUCUCCUUCCUCCUGCUUGAGAAGGUUUUGUCAAUGAAGAUGUUCCAGUAAUUGGUGGUUUGACCCUAGGAGGUAGGGAGAGAUGAAGGGCAUAGUAUAUUCUUCCCAGUAAAGCCCUUGAGAGGCACAUUAAGGCAAAGGUGUUGUCGGGUUAGUAUAAUGGCACAUCCCCAGCUUCUCAAUCAUCAUGGAUUCUUAAAGUUGGGAAACAAGCAGAUUUCUUGCCAAGUGACUCUUAUGGGGUACUUUGGGAAACACAAAGUUAGUUUGUAUCUUAAUGAGCAUUAUUGGUAAGGGUGAUUGUGAAGUAGUGGAGAGUUGAGGAAUGUUGCUGAAGUAUAGGGCUUGCUGGGAAUUUAGGUGAUUAAGAAAGGGAUGUGAUAUGAAGGAGGGAACCUUGAAUUCUUGUGAAUGUGAACAUUUUCAUGAAUGUUCUUUUUGGGCUACUAGUGAUAUAGUUUGCAGCAGUGCACCAGGGAUCAGGGAUCAUGGGGGAUUUCCUAGCACUAGUGUGCUUCUAGUUUUAGAUAAGUCCCUCCUUUAUUACCUGGCCCCUUGUAUUUUCCUCAUUCUCCCCUCUCAAAACCCAUUUCCUUCCCAGUUUGCCUGAUCAUGGACCAGGGCUUAUGUCUUUGCCACUGUCUGGUUCUUAGAGCCCCAGACUUUGGGAGACAAGCUCCAGGUGAUUCCUUCCUGCCUCUGUCUUGUAAUGAGAUGUAGUGCUUACUCUUAACAUAGGAUUUUUGGGAACAGGAGUUCUAAGGAGGAGAGAGUGAGGGCUCUGCUGUUAAGUGAUAGCUUCUCCUCUGAAGUAGUGGGCUCCAAUGCUUCCUAACAUAGUGAAAGCAGACAGGGGAGAUGCUAGUGUCUUCCCCUCCAUCAUUAAAGUGUUUUGACCAAAUAUUUGUGUGUUUCUC